AUGGACGUGCGCGAGACCGACGCGGCGCUGACGUUCACCGCGGACGUGCCCGGGGUCAAGCUCGAGGACCUCUCGGUCGAGGUCGACGAGCGCGAUCGCGUGUUGAUCGUGAGAGGAAAGCGCGAGGAGACGACGGAGGAGGACAGGACGUAUCAUCGCCGCGAACGGCACUUCGGGUCGUUCGAGAACCGAUACGCGCUGCCGUUCAACGCGGAGUUGGAUGCGAUCGACGCCAAGGUGGACCACGGCGUGUUGAAGAUCACGGUGCCGAAGCGGAGACCCAAAGAA
Messenger RNA from Micromonas pusilla CCMP1545, 288 nucleotides. RefSeq lists its product as uncharacterized. The record is from RefSeq and is a predicted model, not a curated record. The annotation marks the transcript as partial. The transcript has 2 exons. Gene Ontology annotation, biological process: protein folding; response to salt stress; response to hydrogen peroxide. Lineage: Eukaryota; Viridiplantae; Chlorophyta; Mamiellophyceae; Mamiellales; Mamiellaceae.